GUAAAUUUGCCAUUUCUAUUCGAGUAUCGAUUUGAAAGCUCUGCUCAGUACUCAGAUUUUCGGUGACAUGCAUCAAAACACGACCUCCAACUACAUAGGAGCAGGAAUUUCUUGCAUUGAGGAAACUUCUCGUCGUGUGAGGCGCCAAGCUUCGCAUCCAGGCAACUCAGAACUUGUUGCAGACCACAGACCAAUUCCGUUCAAUAACUCAGGGUAUACAGAAAGAAACCGGUGCGACAAUCAUGCUCGGGAUCGAGAAGGAGGCAGGGACAAUGGAACCCCUUUCGAUUCAUCAAUUCAAGUUUGGAUGCGACAAGUGAUGACAAUCAUUUCUCUUCUGCUGAUCUGCAUCACAGACGUCACAGCCAAAGCUUACGACCGGGACUCAAGCGACGCAGCCCUCGAGUUCCAGGACAUCCUACCCUCGGACCCUCGAAGCUACGACAAGAUGACACCACCUCGAGAGGAGGGCCAGCCUACGAUCGUCUACUUCCACGUCACGGUCAUGAGUCUCGACUCGAUCGACGAGAGUUCGAUGACCUACGCAGCAGACAUUUUCUUCGCCCAGAGCUGGAAGGAUGCUCGGUUGCGUCUCCCCGAUAACAUGACGCAGCCAUACAGACUCCUACCCGUGCAAUGGCUCAAGGGAAUAUGGCGCCCUGACGCAUUCUUCAAGAAUGCCAAGGCUGUCACAUUCCAGGAGAUGACGAUCCCAAACCACUACCUGUGGCUCUACCAGGACAAAACCAUCCUGUAUAUGGUCAAGCUAACGUUGGUGCUGUCAUGUGCCAUGAACUUCGAAGUGUAUCCACACGACACCCAGGAGUGCACCAUGAAAAUAGAGAGCAUUUCCCACACGACCGACGACUUAGUGUUUGUGUGGGAGCCGACAGUCCCUCUGGAGGUGGACAAAAGCAUCGAGCUCCCCCAGCUGGACCUGGUCCGCAACGUGACCGGCGACUGUACACAAGUCUACUCUACCGGCAAUUUCACAUGCCUGGAGAUCAUAUUCACGUUCCGGCGGCGGCUAGGCUACUACUUGUUCCACACGUACAUCCCCACAUGUCUCAUCGUCAUCAUGUCCUGGAUCUCCUUCUGGAUCCGUCCUGAGGCCGUGCCAGCGCGCGUCACCCUCGGCGUCACGUCGCUGCUCACCCUCGCCACCCAGCACGCUAACUCACAGAAAUCCUUGCCCCCGGUGUCCUACAUUAAGGCAAUAGACGUGUUCAUGUCAUCAUGUGCAGGCAAUAGACGUGUUCAUGUCAUCAUGUAUUUGCAGGCAAUAGACGUGUUCAUGUCAUCAUGUAUGGUGUUCGUGUUCCUGUCACUGAUGGAGUAUGCACUCGUCAACGUGGUACUGGGGGAUGUCCCUGAGGAGAGCCGCGCUCUCGACGCCAGAAUCAAAGCUAAGCAGCACAAGAAUGACUGCGCGAUCGGCAAACGGUGCAUGCCGACACACACGCACUGUGGUGAACACAUCGGACCAUGCUGCUGCGCCCAGCACUACGGCUGCAUCGGCACAUCCGUGACAUCAGCCGCUGUUUCCAUAGCCUUGCCACCGCCGCCACCUCCACCAGCCGCCGCCACCACAUCGCCGCAUCUCAGAAAGAACAACAGAGAAGAGAAUCAAAACAAGCGAACUAUGCCGUGCCCGUUGACUUCUUCGCCGUCACCCAAAAAACACCACAAUAACUGGUCACAGGUGAUGGAGCAGAGACGUCAUCGCGCUAUCCUGAUCGACCGCUUCUCUCGAGUGGUCUUCCCGCUCUCCUUCACGAUUCUGAACAUCGUUUACUGGUGCGUCUUCGUUGUCGAGUGGCCCGCCUUUGGCUCCAAUGACGUCGAGUCUUAGGGUUGAAGUCUUAUUCCAAGCAACAAGACUCCCGGUUAAUGUUGUUUGGAGUUAUUUCGAUGCUUCUCAAUCUUUACAACUUCUUUUAUUAGAAAUUAUGCUCAAUAGCGCGAGAAGAUGUUCCCCUCAUCCAAUCGAGCGUGAAAACCAUUCAAACUGAAAGUUCGGUGCUACAAUUUUCUAAAUACAUAAAGUUAUGAGAGGCCAAGAUCUCGAAAGUUACGUGUCAUUGUUUUACGUGAACCAUAGCGCGAAAGAGCGAAUAACAGUUUUUGGAUUUAUUUAAAAGUUUGCAGUUAUUGUUGAACUUCAAGGGAUGUAGCGUUACUUGAAAUUGGUUUGAAGCUACGUGAACUACGUAGCUUCAAAGCUACGGUGAAAGCUACGGUGAAAUUUUGUGAACUAGUUUUUAGUUGAAACCCAAACCAACGGAUCCACAGAUUGAUACCGAUGAAUUAUCACGAUCUUGCAUAAUGAAUAAGGAAUUGUUCUAUUUUAAAAUCAAUUCUUCUCUUUCUCUUAAUUCUCAAACAUUUAU
Molecule: messenger RNA, 2390 nt
Organism: Hyalella azteca
Lineage: Eukaryota; Metazoa; Arthropoda; Malacostraca; Amphipoda; Hyalellidae
Product: glycine receptor subunit alpha-4
Biological process (GO): chloride transmembrane transport; chemical synaptic transmission; regulation of membrane potential
Cellular component (GO): neuron projection; synapse; membrane
Molecular function (GO): extracellular ligand-gated monoatomic ion channel activity; chloride channel activity; neurotransmitter receptor activity
Source: RefSeq, a predicted model, not a curated record